This is a messenger RNA of Caenorhabditis sp. 36 PRJEB53466, 12976 nucleotides long. The record is from the annotation of a GenBank genome assembly. NCBI's taxonomy places the organism in Eukaryota, Metazoa, Nematoda, Chromadorea, Rhabditida, Rhabditidae.
AUGGGUCGUCGUCGUCCGUACACCACCGUCGAAUACAUUGAUACCACGACGAAGAAGCCGCAUCUCAUGAAGAAGCUGGUCUACGAGGAUUGUGGAGCCAUCCUGCACAUCAUCGAGUACGAGAAAAUGCCGAAAGGUAACUUUAAUCCGGAAUCAGGGUCACGACUUUUCGAUUAGUGGGGCGAAGCGAAAAGCGCGAGGAGAAAGUGAAAUCGGACAGAUUUGUUCCCCCAUAACCGCGCUUUCCGUCGUUUUUUCCUCUCGUAGCCGCGAAAAGUUUCUUUCUGAUUCAUACUGGUAACGCCUUUCACUUUUACUGUCUAAAAAUCUUUAGCGGACUCUGUUAUGAAUAAUAAAUGGGGAUUGAUGCUGAAAUCUCAUUAUUUUUGCGAUUUUCAGUGUUCUUAGUGUUUUACUCGCAGCUUGGUCUGCUAGACUACGAACAACAUUUGGGCGCUGCUCUCGUGAAAAUUAGGCCUGCUCGACUACAAACUACAACUUUUAGGCGCUGCUCUCGCUGAAUCUGCGCAUGGAAGAAUGGGGAUUGGCUCCGCGCGUAUGUGAUGCUCAUAAUUAGAAUUCUUACUUGUAUACUUCAAGCACACUAGUACCUGUCACCUUCUUAUUUGCACUUUAUUACCAUCUUGGCUCUUUUCACCCCUCCGACGCCAUUCUAAUGUUAAACACGUGCGGCUCCCACUGAUAAUGGGCUCUUUAGGGGACAGCGAAGUCGGUGUCAUCUAAUUUUCUUUUUCGAUUUCAAAUGCUAUUUGAGCACACAAAUUAAUCCGUGUUUAUACGGUUUGAGGGGAGGAAUGGGGGCCGCGGCAUGAGGGCCGCAUGAGCAAGCGAUGUACUCACGAAUCAUUCGGCGGCCGCCUUUUCUCCUUCUUCAGAGUAGACACUGAUUAAGAGGCAGAUCCUUUGAUAAGAUAUGAUAAGGCCUCUUCUAAAAUCUUUUGAUGUUAUCCGACAACAUCCUCAAGGUCUCGAGCUUUGAAAUUUUCAGGGGAUUCCUUCCAAGUAUAGGUCAAGAUGCGCUAGAACAAGGUUGUCACCGACACGAAUCGAACCAUUUUCGUUAGGAUUACCUUUGUGCACCACGCAAGGUCAAAACUGCUGUGGCAACAAAUUUUCGAAAUUUUUAUACAUUUUUAGGCAGCGCCGUAGCACAAGUGGUAAACAACCGUAACGAGAAGCAACAACCUUGGUCUAAUUUGAAAAUUAGAAAAUUGGGGUUUGAGAAAGAGAUUCUACUGUAGUUAUUUUCUGUGGAAAUAUGUUCGCACCUAGAAAACUCAGAUUUUUUGAGAGCAGUGCCUGAAAAUUGAAGUCUAGGAGAGACUGAAAAGAGCCCACUUAGAAUUAGAAAGAAAAAUUACAGUCCCUAAAACUGCAACAUUGAGACUGUUCGCUACUUUGCAAAAACUGUUAUUUUGAUACAUUUUUGAACUUUACACAUUUGAAAAAUGAACUGGCACAGCAACAAAAAGUGUGAUGUGAUCUGCUCUUACAAAAAUACCAGUUUUUUCCACUGGACUGACCAUUCGAUGCUUCCUGUAGACAAACAAUCAAUUUACCUUUACCAAUGAAAUGGAACGGAUGCUGUUUUUUACACACGCACGCACGCGCGCUUCUUCUCUGUUGUGGUGGCUAGCAUUACACCCGCUGGUACCAGUGCACGUACCCCCUAAGUUAGAAGACCACCAACUACUUUGGUAAACACAAUAACAACAACUGCAAGUUUGUUUUGUUUAUAAAUAAAAAUAACCCAUCUCUCUUUUUUCAUCUUUUGGCAGGCAGUUUGUGUGCCAGAAGUAGGCCACCAGGACGCUAAAGGCUAUAGUCGAUUUUGUUUGGAGAAAUGAGUACAACCGUGAACUUUCUGCGCUUUUCAUCUCAUGAUGUUUUCAUUUAUCACAACUCCACCAUUUCUGAUCAUUGUUUGCUUACUCUUGCCGUUCGUUUCACAACAAAACUCAUAAAGGGCUCUUUUUUGAGAGCAGCGUCCAAGAUUAGUAGUUUGUUGUCUAGCGUACCCAACUUUUUGAGAGCAGCGCCCAAAUGUGCUUUUCAGACCUACAUCUAAUACGACUCCUGUUGUUUCUCUCCCGUUCCCUUUCCAAACACGAAUACAUCAUUUCCUGCCCAUCUUUUCCGCCUAGAGCCCCAAGUGGUACGGUACCACCAGGCACUGCUCCUUUUUUCGCCGUUUAAAAAACAAGAAGUCCCCUCUCUCCUCCCCCUCCCAGAAGAAAUGCGAAUGCCCCAAGGGAAUAGCUUCAUGCGGAAGAGGGUCCGGCCACGAAAACAUCGUUCCGCGGGUGUCCGAAUGUCCGAAAGAAACACAAUUUAUCAUUGUCUCCGUCGUCCCAUUCGCCGCUUUUUCUCUUUCGGUCACUCAGAAAGUGAGAGAUGUCUGUGUGACCUGUAUAUGUGCGCGGAAAACGAAGCGAAUCAAUUAAACACAUGUUUGUGUGUCGGUCACUGACCGUUUGUCUCUAUGUCCGAGUGCGAAAAGAGUUGACAAGCUGGGUGGCGGCCGUAAAUUUUGAGAAACGCCGAAAGGGAGCGGAGAAGCGCACAGAUAGCAACAGUUGGAGCCGAUUGUACACACGGAAAGAGGUCAAUGAACUUUUUGAAAUUACCUUUCAUCUAGGUUCCUUCAUCUUUUCCUAUGCGACAAGAUUUGAAAGUCAAAUUUGAAGCAGGAGAUUGAGAAUCUAUGUUGAAGUGCCACGUCUUUCAGCUAGAUAUUCUGACCCUCCACACCAUCCUUUUUUUUGACAAAUGACCUCUCCUUUUUCCCAGGCCUUAACAUCGUCUGUUAGUACGUAAAAAUGUGUGUUCCUGACACCAAAAACACCAAAAACUGGUGAGAGAUGAGAGAAAUGCAACUUUUUCUCUCGGUUUUUCCACUCCAUCUCCUCCCCCUCGGAUUGCACUUUUUACAUCGGGAUUAAAAGGAGAGAAAAAGCAAAGGUUUCACCCUUGUUUCUUGAGAAGAUUUUAGGGAUUAUACGGGGACUAGGUUCUAAACAAACUAGGAUUUAUCUAGAAUGUCUUACAGAUUAGAAGUCAUUUGCUAAUUCGAGACGUUUGUUUUGUCAGAGAUCCUCUCGAAAUCCUCCUUAUAUUCAAUUAUUUCGUACCAUUCUGUCACCUCGUAAUAACGGGAAGAUUUCUCAAGAUUUUCAGCCUGUUUGUGUAAAUAACAACAAUAUUUCUAGUCUUCUCCUGAAGGAGUAAACAUCUUAGUGGAUAGUAUACGAGGUACCUGGCACCGCGAUUUGUUUUUCUGUCGUCGCAUUUUUUUUUCUGGUCAUACUGUAGAUUUAUUUCUCUCAAAACGUGGUAUUUUACUAUGUUAAACCCUAAUUUCUCUACUUUUAAUGUCUAGGCUUCUGACUUUUCCUUUAUAAAAUUGAUAAUUGAAGUCCUAGACUACAACUUUCAAAUCAGCUAAUCCAAAUUUGAAGCUGACAGAGCCGAACAUUCAAAUUUUAAUGCAAAUGUUCCCAGUCUGUUGACCUCUUUACAAAACAGAUGAAUCCUUUAGGAAAGUGCAAAAUUGGCUUCACUCUUGGAGCCAGGGAGUACCAGUGCCAUUCCACGUCAUGGAACCCCGUCCCAUGCAUCUUCUUCUUCUUCCCCUUUUUUUCGCCUUUGCUCCUCCUCCUCUUCCUCCUCCUGGCGCCGGUUCAGAGCUCGUGGUGGUGGUGUCACGCCUUUCCUCCUCAGCCAAGAAUACAAAUGCGCGCAUUUUCGACCUCACUUUGUCCUCUUCUCUUUCCGCGCCGCGCCGCGUCCACUCUGCGUCUCGUUUUCCGCGCCGCCUCGUGCCGCCUGAGGUACCAAGCGCCGUCGCCGCAACAGAGAGACGCAGAGAGGAAGAGACAGCGGGGGACGCUGAGACGACGGACGAGUCGUGCCUGACCCAUUCGCCUCUUCGUGAAUGCAGCCGUGUCGUGCCUAGCACCGCCGCGUCUCUCUCGCCAGUCCGCUCGUCUCUCUGACGCUCUCGUGUCCGAGUGCACUGUCUCGGCGGCGCCGUCUGACUGGUCACUCUGUCUCUGUGUCUCGCACCCCUCCCCCUAUCUCGGUCCCCCCCUCAGCUACUACUCCUCCCUCCCCCUCCGAUCGUUCGUUCGUGUGUCGUCUGGGCCCAGCUUGUCACUUCUUCAGUAGUCUAUCCCAUUCUUCCUCAAAAGUACCAAGUCAUGGGGCUCCUAGGGAGAGCUCUGAAGGGUCCUGAGUGUUAAGGAGCCUUUCAGGAUUACGGUAGCAGUGGUAGUACCUCACAGACUAGACCACCUAUCCUUGCAAAGUCAACAUUUGAUUGUUCACUUCACUCUUUCCUCCUCCCUUUUAAAUUUUGUAGUGGUCUCCCAGUUUUCUAUUUGGUCAAGAGUCCUUCCGAUUUUCUCUUUCCUUCUCUCUUUCUCUCUCUUUCUCUCUAUUUCAAUCGCCGUGUUCGCAAACGGUGCGACAGUUUAUUUUUAGUACUCUCCUCGACUAUUUUCAUCCACAUCUGUCUAUUUCAACAUUAUAUUACUCGUACUAUUGUCCGUUCCAGAAUCAUUCCCCCCAUCUCUUUUGUACCGGAAAAUCGGUUUUUCUGUUUUUCUCAUCUGACACUUUUUUCACUUAUCAGUAAAAAAAACCGGAGAAGAGGUGACGGAAAAGGUAAAGAAGACGAGACAAACCGAAAGAGAGAGAGGGAGAGAGGAAGAGAUUGUGAAUGAAAAAUGGAAGAGUGAAGGACGGACGGUACAGACUGGUUGUCUCUCACUUUGGCAGGCAAGAAGGAGUGUGACUAGGCCCAUGCCACAACAUUUCUACAUUUUUUGAAUAUCUCGAAAUUAUUCAUUUUGUUUUUCAUGAUUUAACAUAUUGUAUUACUCGCAAAACAAAUUUUAGCGUUUUUUUCAGCCAGAUUCCACGAUAUUUCGCCUAAUGCGAGACCCUAACUAUCUGAGAGCAGGCCCCAACUUUUGUAGUCUGUAGCCUAAAAAGUUUUGCGAGAGCAGCGCCCAAUUUUAAAAGCCUUGCAGGCCUAAACUUAGCUUUCGACGCAAAGUACGAUCUUGAAAUAAAUCUAGUCUUGUCACGAACCUAGAUCAUCUCGCACUAUUCACUCAUCCACCCAUCCAUUCUGCAGCUUCAUCCUUUUCCUCUCACUUUCUACCGUACUCCCCCCGAAUCCAGAAGCAACGAGAUCCCGUCUCUUCUCCUUCUUCUUCUUCUCCUUCUUCUUCUUCCCCUUCUUCUUCCCGAGACCGGCACCACCACAACGUCCCGCCAGUCGUUGUCGUCCGCGUCCAGCAAUAUCCACUGGGCGCCCGUCCGUCCGCGAGAAGAGAAGACACGAACUGCUGCGCCCGCCGCGCGGAGAGAACCCACCGCUCGUUUCCUUCGUUUCCUUCUCCAUCUCAAAAGCGAGUCCUCCCUGCUUUCCUUUCCUUUUCUCCUUUGUCUGUACACGCGCACUCCCGUUUUGCGCUUCUCCUCCCACUUGUCCCUUCACCCGUAUCUUGACGGACUGUAGAAGGAACAGGAGAAAAGCACUUUGGGAAGGCGAAACAUCUCGACUGUGUCUACCGUAAUCCUUGGACUGAUGUAAACCUUGUACCUAGCUCUACAGUAAUCAUAUACCUUUCUUCUAGAACAGAACCUUUUUUCUAUCAUUGUCGCAAUAAAGCGCCUUUUUCUACAGUAAAAUUUCUUUCAGAACGUGGCACCAUCAGCCGAAUGGAGCCAGCAGGGCACUCAAGCGCAACACAUAACAUCGUUGUGCCCAACGCCAAUCCUCCGCAGGUAAACUUUUUUCAAAGUACGCAAAAUUAUAGUAACCCUAUUCCAGCCACCAGCAGCUAUGCGCGAGGAAGGUGCCACGUUGUCACCCCCGAACACAUGGUCUUCUUCCUCGGUCGAGUUCCUGGACGAUGACAACGACAACCGUCUUCUGUUCACGUGCACGUUCACCCUUCCGCACGGAAACGUCCUCUCGUCGGCCACCUACGCCGACGGCUUCACCGACCAAUAUCUGCCGAUCGGAGCCAACUUUUUGACGCGUCUCGAGCCGAAAGGACAGUCUUUCAUCUUGUCGGCGGCGGCGGCGUCGGUGAAACAACGCAUUUUCGCGCGAGUUUCCAUGUAAGUUUUGAGGGAGGUAAUCGGACAAGAGAGAGAGAGAGAGAGAGAGAGGGAGCGGACGGAACGAGACGGAGAAGCCGAAAGUGAAGAGAGAGAUGGGGAGAAAUAGACGACAUAGGAGCGGGAGCGAGAGAGAAAGAAAGCGAGGUGGUACACGCUUGCACCAACAACAACAGCCGCGGCGAGAGAGGGGUGUAAACAGCUGGAAGUAAAGGGAAACCGGAGAGAACGAUUGAUGGCUGGGGGCCACUAAUCACUAGAAACACGUACUAUUGGCUUUGGGUUCGAAAAACCUAAAAUGAGAGUUCGAAAAGAAAAAAAAGUUAAUCAGAGUUCUUGCUUUACAUUUUUGCGGUUUUUCCACACUUGUUCACCCACAAAUCCCAACGACACGGUAUUUUCCAUUAACCCAGAAAAAAGCUACACAAAUCACCGUCCGUUGCACCCUGGCGUGUCGCCCCGGAGACACCCGGAUCCACCAUACUGACCUCCCAUCGGAUCCGAAGAAAAGCGGGUCGUUUAUAUCCUUUCCCCUCCUCAUCCGUCUGUUGGUUGGUUGUCUUCUGUUGAAAAAGAAUACGGAGAAAGAAUUGGUCGUCGUUGUCGCAAAACCGAAUAGAAAGUGCGAAUCGAAAACGAAAUCGGUGCGCGCACGGGCGCCAGGCACCCGGCCUGGUACCGUCUUUUUAAAGGCAACACUCUUUUGUGGGGUCAUGAUCCAAGGUCGAAAAAAGAGGAAGGAAGGGAUUUGGCUGAAAAUCUAGACAGAGUACAAAAGUACAAGGUCCCAAGUUAGAAAUGUUGGAAGAAAAGGAGUGGAGAUUUGGUACAAAUGUGUAAAUUUUCAGGCCAGAUAACACCCUGCGAGCCUGUGAGCUGCUCUGCGAGUUCGAGCCGGACCGCGCCAAGAUCACCGUCCUGGCUCUUCGCUCAGCGUUCACUCCGUCCAUCCAGGGCUUCCACUCCUUUACAUUCAUCACCAAACACUCGUCAACUUGUGCUCUUACUCAUAUUGAUUACGCGUAAGUUUUUUGUCGACUACCGUGAUCCGCAAUUGUAUCCAUUUGCAGUUCGAUUCCAUACCUUGGUCUCCUCCCCACUGAUCUCAUUGGUAAAUCUCUGCUAGCGUUUGUCUAUGCGCCCGAUGUCCAUGUCGUUCGUCAGGCUCACAUCGACUGUAAGUACCAUAACCCAAAAGUGGUUCCUGGAUUCUUGGAACCUGAAUCUUGUUCUUGGAGAUCUCAUAUUCUUUUCGGAAUAGACGGAAACCCGUUCAUGCGCUCAAGUUUUUUUCCAAGAUUCUCGUGAUUCUUGAACGAGUUUCUUAUCUGAUAAGGAACGAGAUCCAAUCAAGACUAUAGGAUUCAGUCUUCCAAGAUUUCCCCAAAAAGUAACGGUGGAGGGAUCCUUGACUACUAACCCGUAACUUUUCAGUGCACUGCGCCGUGCUUUUGGACGAAUUCUCUGAAAUUUCAGUGAACAACUCUAAGGGCAAAGUCGUGAAGUCGAUUGCUGAUCUCCGUCUCGUCGCCCACAAUGGCGCCAUCCUCAGAUGCUCGACCGAAUGGAGUGCCUACGUGAAUCCGUGGACGCGCAAAAUCGAGCUAGUCGUGGCCCGGCACCGCAUCCUCUACCCGCCGAUCGGAGACACCGACGUGCUCUCGGCGCCGGCUCCCGGACACCAGAUGAACACUCUGCCGCCCGUUAUGGCCAAGACGUUCGAGGAUGAGCUCAGAAGCAUCAUGAACAAGGUGCGUUCAUUAUUUUUUUUGUCGUAAAAUUACUGUUUUCCACUAACUUCUCUGCUCUUUCCUUGGUUUCCAUCCAAUAAAGCGCUUAAAGGCUGGAUUCCAGUUCGUGUCGUAUUAACUCUACAGUAGUCGUGAACCAGGUUCAUUUCCGGGUCUCUAGGUGUCCGUUCUACCGUAAUGCUUGUCUUAUCCUUGAAAAAUGACACACGAAAUCUGCAAACGUUGUCGUUGUUUUUAUGUUGUCUCGAGGGUUAUCAGUUCUGUUUCAAAAGUGACCUUUUUACUUGUACUACCCAUUCUCCGUAUCUUUUCUCUUAUCAGUUCCCUACCAAUUGCCCCGGUGCCAGUCACCGUAUCUCUUCUUUUCCUUUUCCUCACCUCCGCGUUGUUUUCGCGUCAUCAUCAACAUAUGCAUACCCUUUCCUUUUUCCUCCUCCACUCAUGGCUGGCACCCGAUGGCAUUCCUCAUUCGAAAAGCGAGAGAAAUAGACGAAAAAGCGCGGUAGGACGUGAAUGGAAGGACGCACGCACUUUUUUAAGUGUCGCGUCGAGAAGACGGCGCUUGGCACAAAGGGCGGAGCUCUGCCGGGGGAAGACCCUGGAGCACAGCCUGACACCGCCAACGGAGUCAAUGAGCCAGCGGGGGCUCUCUGAAAAUGAAAUGAAAGUGCAAAAGUGACGAGGAGCCGCCGGAGAAUGUUGUGACAGGUACUCCAGGGGAAAAGGGGGAUGGCACGGGGAUUGGGAGAGCUUAAAAGUUCAGAUGAACUCAUCGGAAUUUUAUUGAAGAGGAAGAGGGAUCGGCGCGGAUUAUGAGGGAGACUUUGACAUUGGGGACAUGUUAAUUAGUGAAAGGGCAGUUGUUGUUUAUUAUUGCUCCCAGACAUGGUUAAGCUCAGCAGGGAUCAAACAUUAAAAAGAGCAGACCUAGGUUUAGCGAGAGCAGCGCCCAAGUUUGAUAUGAUAGACCCAUUCUAUUGAUUAGCGCAUUCGCUUAACAAUCCAAAUAGUCCCCCACCUUUGUUUCUGAUCGCUUCUCUUUUAUUUCAAUUCCGAUUCUGUUUACCACGACCAAACUUCAGUUGUGACGAGGUGUUCUCUCAAUGAUAUAACCUUGCCACUGUCAUUUUCAGUUACUGAUAAAUGAUAACCUCAAUCGGAACGAGCCCUUUCCAUGCACUUUAGCCCUCGGCGGCGACUUUGAAACCCCUGCAAAUGCAUCGAGAGAAACACGAAACUUUUUGACGUAAUUGUCUCCGUCCGGCUGCGGCUGCGGCUGCGGCGGCGGUGGUGGCUGGGGCCGGCACGGCGCCGUGCCGGGAUGAGAGUGCAUCUCGACGGAAGAGUGCAAGAUCGGGCACGAAAAAGGACACGAAACCCCUCCGGUUUCAUCUCUUUUGCCCCUUUCCACUCUGUUCUCUCGCCCUCGCUGACUCUCGUUUCUCUGCCGCCUCUCUCCCGAAAGAGUGCCAGCCGCGGCGGCGGGAAAAAGGGCAAGCGCCCAGCCGCGGCCUGUCCGCGACUGGCGCCCCCGCUGUCCCUGCGUCUUGCGCGCUGACACGGCUCUUCCCGAGUGACCACCGACUGACGCGGCCACUGGUCACUGCGUUGCGUAGGCUCCUUCUCCGCCUCCCCCUUCUCCACUUUCCGCGGCGUCUCAUUUGAAACCUAAAUCACCUGCGGAAAGGAGAAUUCCACCUGGUACUCCUGCAUCGGGCUCCCUGAGCCCUAGGGCCAAAAGCCUUAGGGUUUAGGCCUGAGGCUCAGGGAGCACUCGACAGUCGCCCGACUAGUAUUCCCAUUCUCACCACUAUCUAUCUAUUGAGAACAGAACAAGACUGAACGAGUUCCUACUGUAUGUAUAUUUCUACAAAAAUCUCACCCGCCCACUUAUUUUACUCCUAACAACUACCGUAACCCAUCACAAAGUCUGCUGCAUUCUAAACACGUAUUACCUACUACCUCACUAAUCAGAACGAGCUCAUUCUUCAACUACAAUCACUUAAAUGGAAGAAGAUGAUACAGGAUAAGUCUUUCUGCAAACUUUUAAUACCUUUUUUCAACUGAAAUCCCCUCCAAUCCUAGAUGUUCUUAUCCGCGUUAGAUUCAAGGAUUUUCCAUGUUUUCAACAAGUUACUGUAUAUUCUGACGUUUUGUUUAGAAUUGUUUAGAGUCUGCUCUUUCCGCUGCUAGAUUCCGCGUUUCAAUCUUCUCAAAAAUCGGUUAGCACACCUAUAGUAAUCCCUCUCGCACCAUUUGAAGGCUCUCGGUGCCAUCAUUUCACUUCCCCGUCCACUUUCGGAAAAUUGCGUCACAAACUCAAACAAAUGGGCUGCUCGCCUUGCGCGAACUGUACAAAAGUGCUCACACAAACAAAGUGUUCUCGCCCGAUCAGUAAAGAGAUGCACACAAUUUGCUUCCUCAUUUGUGCUCCUCCCUCGAUCGCCUUUUCGACCCCCCCCCCCCUUUUAUCACAAUAAUAGUACACAAAGACGCAGACGGGUCGCGUGUCUCCCGCGCGUGUGGGCAGCAGUGCCAGUCUUCCCUUUGCUUGCUGCGUCUCCGCGAGACUCCCCACUCUCUCUCUCUCCGUUCUCUUUUUGUCGCUACGUCUGCGGCCUCCGCCGCCGGCGAGAGGCCUCACCCGCUGGUGCCUGGGUUCCCGUACCUGUCUCUGCGGCCCCGAGAGACUGUCCCUGUCCCGCCCCCCACUGCUAUUCUCAUUCUUAGUUCGUCUUCUUGCCAACCCCAACCAAAUACCAGUCAUCUCUGACCACUCACACUGCCAAACACUAUGGAUAUUCUUAACUAUUUGUAUGAACUUGCCGAAGUUGAAGUAUGUUCUUCGUUUGCAAAAGUUUCAAGAUUCUAGAUUAUGUUUUUUUAUGUCCUAACCUAGAACCCUUCCCCCCCCUUCUUUUUUCUAUUGGAAAUCUAAUCAGUUCAUUUUUAGCCAGUGCCAUCCACCUCCCGUCAUCACCACCUCAAAGAGCAGCAUGCGCUGACACAGCUCGCCGGCUUCCCCGGAACCACCGACUUGGGCGUCUACAUCGACAAGCUCGUCGAGCAUCUCGUCGUCAACAGCACCGCCCAGCAGCAGCAGAAGGUACAGUAAUCCCAAUCCCCAUUCUUCAAAUAUCAUUCUCAUUUUCAGGCAGCCGCCGCCGCCGCCGCUGCAGCAGCUCAAGCCGCUCAAGCCGCCGUCGUCGCCACCGCGCAGAUCAGAAAAGUGGCGAGCGCGAGUGCUCCGCCGGCGCCAACGACGUCUUCCACGGAUCCGCCACUCAGCUACACUCAGAUCAACUGUCUCGAGAAUGUUCAUCGCCUUCUCAAGUCGCAGUCGAGACCUGAGAGCCCAGCGAAGCAGGAUGAGCCGUUCGAUGAGAAGUGAGUUCGGAUUUUGGAUUAUUUUUAAUGCGUAUAUCCUAGGCCUAGGAACAUUGACAAUUCUGAAAAAAAACUGAAGCAUUCUCAGCCCUCUUAGCUAGGUUUAGAAUCCAAUUUUACUUCUAGAAUCCCACCGGUUAGGACCUUUCAUAUCUUGUUUUGGACCACCAUGAGAGAGCAGUGCCACCCACUAGACCAAUUGAAUGAGCGGGUAAACAUAGUGUUGUCCUUCUUCCCCUCUGUUCACGACGGCACCACCAGCCACCCGACUGGCCGCCCGUUCCGUCCGUCCGUUGGUCAGUGUGUCAAAACAAACGCAUUAUCUCUAUCGGGCGGGACGUUCGUUCGUUCGGUCGGCACGAUCUUGUUUACCAAAACAACAUCUAGAGGAAUGCCUAGGGUGUCUUCUCCCCCACUCUCUUCCGGGUGGUACUGACUGGAACCUGUAGUAGUAGUAGUACCAGGAUUUCGCAACAAAUGACAAUUUUUGCAGGAAAUAUCCUCCGACGGCACCUCUGACCCGUGAAGCGUUGAUCCAGCAUACGAAGCGAUUCGAAGAAGAGUACAAGGACACGUGGUGCAGGUAAGAAGAAGAAGAAGAAAAAGAAGAAGAAGCCUCUCUGACCUUCGGCUGAUGGCAGAACAAGACAAUGCUUGCAUUGUCCUGUCUGAAAAUUGGUCAGCGUUCGAGACAGACAUGCAAAAACCUGUCCUCGGCUGCUGGCUGGAAGGACACAAAGCUUGUUAAACAAUAAGAAACAGUCGGUCCCCUCACGCGCGCGCCGCGCCACCGUCGGCGGCUAUUGUUUCGUAGUAAUUUUACACACUCUCACGCUCCCACGCACGAAGAACAAAAAGCAUGCGCCUCUUGAAAUAUACUACCCCGCUCGAGGCGCCAAUGUCACGAAAUUGCCGAAUUUGGCCGUUUGAUUCUACUACUACUACUACUCGCAACAAUUCUUUUUGCAACAAGAAAAAGCUAAUGUGUACGAUAGACAUACCUCAAAUACCGACACGGGGAAAAAGAAAGAACGAAAGAAUGACGCAAGGUUAAUUUUUAAAUUGCAGGCGUCUCAAGAGACUAUCCGAUGAUGUCCCGAGCUCUCCGCCCCCGCCGACGAAGCAAUCACGCCCGGUAGCUACUGCUCCAGUCCACUGGAAUAUGCACCAGAAGCAGGAGUUCUACAGAAAUCUGGCUCCAGCUCCGCCACCGCCACCAGGAAAAAACUAUCAGGUUGGUUUUUGGGCGCUGCUCUCGCGCGUUGGUCUGCUGGAUUGCAAACUACAAAGUUUGGACGUUGCUCUCAAAGAGUUUGGUCCUGAUUUGGCGCAUUUCACCUACAAAGCUAGAACUUCCAGCUAACUCUUCAUCAUUUCAGAUCACCUACACGCCACUGGAUGACCCAACCGAUCAGAAGUCGACCAGCAACACCAAAUCAGACGUCGAGAACCACGUUUCCGCGUACAUCUCGAUGCCACUCACCGCUUCCAAGUUCUCCACUCCGAUGCGGCUCUCCAUCGACGGCGGCUCGACAACGACGAGCACACCGCCAAUGGUGCAGCGCCUUCUGAUGAGCACGUCAACCGGCGGCGGCUCUCCGACUAGUGGCUCCAAUUCUCCGCCAGUCUUCCCCAAGACCUCCUCUUCGUCGUCUCUACUCAUGCUACGGGAUUCCCAAUGA